This is a messenger RNA of Mangifera indica (mango), 618 nucleotides long. Its product is annotated as bidirectional sugar transporter SWEET7-like. Bases 1 to 618 code for a protein of 205 amino acids. The transcript is spliced from 5 exons. Gene Ontology annotation, cellular component: membrane. The record is from RefSeq and is a predicted model, not a curated record. Gene Ontology annotation, molecular function: sugar transmembrane transporter activity. Gene Ontology annotation, biological process: carbohydrate transport. Lineage: Eukaryota; Viridiplantae; Streptophyta; Magnoliopsida; Sapindales; Anacardiaceae.
AUGGUUUCUGCAGUGGUGAACACUGUUCCAAAUGUAGUUGUUAUCAUAGGGAACAUCAUCUCACUUUUUCUACUCUUGUCACCCGUGCCAACUUUUGUUCAAAUAGUGAAGAAGGGUUCAGCAGAGCCAUUCUCACCGGUUCCAUAUCUGGCCACCCUAAUCAACUGCAUGGUUUGGGUCAUUUACGGCUUGCCCAUGGUGCACCCCAACAGCAUCCUCGUCAUAACCAUUAAUGGCGCAGGAACAGCUAUUAAGCUCCUCUACAUAACCCUCUUCUUAAUUUACUCUGACAAGAAGAAGAGACUCAAAGUUUUACUUGGGAUCCUCGUUGAGCUCAUCUUCAUCGUCAUUGUUGCGAUUCUGGUUCUAACCCUUCCCCAUACAACCAAGCAACGUUCGUUGGUCGUUGGUAUCAUAUGUAUUUUGUUUAACAUCAUGAUGUAUGCUUCGCCAUUGUCGGUCAUGGUAAUUGUCAUUACAACAAAGAGUGUGGAAUAUAUGCCAUUUUUUCUCUCUUUGGCUGAUGGUGUUGCCUGGACAAUUUAUGCUUUCCUUCCUUUUGACCAAUUCAUCACUGUCCCCAAUGGGCUUGGCACAUUAUUUUCCGUGGGCAGCUGA